AUGAUUCCAAAUAAAUCAAAGAAUCCCAAUGGUGAGGAACGAAACGACACGGAAGGAGUGGUCAACCCCGGCGCGCUCGACAUUGAAAAGAGCGUUGGAUCCUCACCGUCGGGAUCUCAGCCCGAGUCAGCCCGCAGGACAGACAUCGAAUACCGGCCUAUGUCGUUCAGUUUCUGCUUGAUAAUGUUCUGCAAUUUUCUGUCCCUCUUCCUCGUGGCUCUCGAUCGAACCAUCAUCUCCACCGCCAUCCCUCGCAUCACGGACGAGUUUCACAGUCUGGGAGACAUAGGUUGGUAUGGAUCAGCAUAUAUGUUGACUGGCGCAGCAUCACAGCCUCUCUUCGGCCGGAUGUACAAAAUCUAUAACACUAAAUGGGUUUUCUUGGCGAGCGUGGUGGUUUUCGAAAUAGGCUCGGCCAUAUGCGGUGCCGCCCCUACUUCUAACGCAUUGAUUGCCGGGCGCGCCGUUGCAGGAUGUGCUUCGGCGGGCAUCUUUUCCGGAUGUAUGCUUGUUGUCAUCGGCCUGGUACCGCUCCAUAGCCGUCCCAUGUUCCAGGGUUUGUUCGGCGCAGUGUUUGGUAUUGCAUCCGUGAUAGGCCCUCUGAUCGGCGGGGGAUUUACCGGCAACGUGUCGUGGAGGUGGUGCUUCUAUCUUAACAUCCCCAUCGGGGUUGUAAGUAUAGUUCUUAUAGCCCUUUUCUGGCAUCCACCCAAGCCGAAAUUGGAACCGGCUCCCAUCCUGACACAGGUCAAACGUCUGGACCCUUUUGGCACCAUAUUCUUCCUUCCCUCCAUUACAUGUCUUCUCCUGGCUCUUCAGUGGGGCGGAUCGACAUACCCAUGGGAUGAUGGUCAAGUCGUUGGGCUCCUGGUGGCGUUUGGAGUUCUCAUCUUAGGAUUCGCUGGGACUCAAGUUCUAAUGCCGGAGACAGCCGCCGUUCCAGUGCGAGUCAUCAGGCGCCCAAGCGUUCUCUGUGCAUCUCUCUUCACUUUCUGCGCUUCGGGUGCGAUGACGAUGAUUCUUUAUUAUCUUCCAAUCUGGUUUCAAACCGUCAAGCAGGUCAGUCCGAUUAAGUCGGGUAUUUAUACGCUCCCACUAGUUCUGAGCUUGGUCGUCGCCAGCUUUGUAUCUGGCUUAGUCACUCAGAAGACCGGGUAUUAUGUGCCGGUCAUGUACCUAUCGCCUUGUCUUUUGUCCAUCGGGCUAUGCCUGAUGUCCACUUUUCGGCUUGACACCGGCUCCUCACACUGGAUUGGGUAUCAAUUUCUCUGUGGCUUCGGAUUGGGGCUCGGUAUGCAGAGCUCUGGUCUUGCUGUGCAGACAAUCCUUCCACCGUCUGAUAUUUCAAUCGGGAUUGCCCUCAUAUUCCUUUGCCAGCAGCUCGGCGGUUGCAUUUUCGCCACGGCCGGCCAGAGCAUUCUUAGCAAUCAGCUGGUCUCUGAGCUUGGCGGGGUCCCUGGUGUGGACGCGGGACAAAUCGUUCACGAGGGUGCGACAAACCUGAAAUCGGUGGUCUCGUCAGACCAUAUGCUCGUCGUGAGACAGGCCUAUAAUUCGGCCGCCACGAGAAUCUUCCUGGUUGCCUUGGGUUUGGCCCUGGCAGCAUCGUUGAGCUCAUUCGGCAUGGAGUGGAAGAGCAUCAAGAGAGAUGGGGUAAAGCAGGCCAGAGGGCUGACACCCGGUGGCCAGGGCAUGGGAACCGACAGUCGACCCCAAUUCCAAGAACUGCCCGGCCAACCUCGGGGUAUUUUCUGGGAAGAUGACUUCAUCUCGCCCGAGCACGAGCAGCGUCUUCUCUCAAUCUUUCACAAUGAAUUAGAAUGGGCCGACCGUCCCGGUCGUCUCUCACUUCACUAUGGCUACUCUUUCGACUAUAAGACAUUUGGAGUCGAUCCUGAUAUCCCUUACAAGGAGUUCCCCGACUGGUUGAAGCCGCUCAUUCCCACGACCGAGUCGCGACCACCCGACCAGGUGUGCCUUCAGUACUACCCGCCUGGCGCCGGCAUUCCGCCACACGUAGACGCGCAUGGUGCUUGGGACCAACUGUACGCACUGUCAAUGGGCGCGCCGGCUAUCAUGCAAUUCCGGAAGGGCGAGGAGCGUGUCGACUUUGAUCUGACUCCUCGGAGUAUGAUGCAAAUGGCGGGCGACGCCAGACUCCAUUGGACUCACGGUAUCAAGAAGCGCAAGACCGACACGCUGCCAGAUGGGACGGUACGGACGCGCGCGGAUCGCUGGAGUAUCACAUAUCGAUGGGUCCGGGAAGGGGAGUGCGAAUGUGGAAACCUGGAGCUUUGCGACGUGGCUCAACGACGGAAUGGUACCGAGAAAGAAAAGCGCUCAUUGAAGGAGCUGGAAGCGAAGAUAGAUACCCAGGAACCAGGCGCAUGA
Messenger RNA from Aspergillus affinis, 2391 nucleotides. Its product is annotated as putative efflux pump antibiotic resistance protein. NCBI's taxonomy places the organism in Eukaryota, Fungi, Ascomycota, Eurotiomycetes, Eurotiales, Aspergillaceae. The transcript has 5 exons. Bases 1 to 2391 code for a protein of 796 amino acids. The record is from RefSeq and is a predicted model, not a curated record. Gene Ontology annotation, biological process: transmembrane transport. Gene Ontology annotation, molecular function: transmembrane transporter activity.